Molecule: messenger RNA, 924 nt
Organism: Asparagus officinalis (garden asparagus)
Lineage: Eukaryota; Viridiplantae; Streptophyta; Magnoliopsida; Asparagales; Asparagaceae
Product: transcription factor RF2b-like
Exons: 4
Coding region: 31-924 (297 amino acids)
Biological process (GO): regulation of DNA-templated transcription
Cellular component (GO): nucleus
Molecular function (GO): DNA-binding transcription factor activity
Source: RefSeq, a predicted model, not a curated record
GCCAUUCUCUCCCCUCUCCAAUGGUCCAAAAUGCAAGCCCUAAUGCCUCCCCAAAUCCCUAACCCUAACCCUAGCUCCUGCGGGUCCCACCACCGCCGGGCCCACUCCGAACACCCGUUCCCCUCCGACGCGGGCGCGGGUUCGCUGCCGGAUUUCGGAUCCGAAGACGAUCUCUUUCACAUGUAUUUGGAUAUGGAGAAGGUCGAAGGGGUCGGGGAUUCGUCGGACCCGGAUCCGAUAAGGAGGGCGAGGCAUCGGCAGAGCCUGUCGGUGGGCGGGUUCGGGUACGGGUCUGGAGAGGCGAGGAAAGCCAUGGCGCCUGAGGAGCUGGCCGAGCUCGCCGUUGUCGAUCCCAAGAGGGUAAAAAGAAUUCUCGCAAAUCGGCAGUCCGCUGCUCGCUCGAAAGAAAGGAAAGCUCAUUAUAUUUCAGAUCUUGAGAGGAAAGUUCACUCCCUUCAGUUUGAAUUAACAACACUUACUGCACAGCUUUCGCUGUUACAGCGAGAUACAGCUGGGCUGGCAACAGAAAAUCACGAGCUUAAGUUACGGCUACGAAUAAUGGAGCAUCAAGCCCAGUUGCAUGAUGGUAAGCCUUUUGUUCUAUUACUUGAGAAGCAAAAAACAUUAAUAUCGCAUAAUAAACCACUUCUACCUCAUCACCUAGAACAACAGCAGCAAAAUUUUAGCUUUAAUCAGCGCACUCCAUCACCUCGGCCUCAUUUUAAUCAUCACCCACAACCUCACUCCCAGUUCUCUCGGCCUCAAGCCAUCUUUUCGAAUCACCAGAACAGUUUCAACCAAUGCCAUGACCAAGAUUUCUCAGAUAUAAUGCUGCUGCAUCAGGAUGAGAUCUCAGAGAUGCAGGAAUUGGAUGGUAGCAAUGGAUCUCAAAUUGUGCAGGCAGAGAGCUCCAACGCCUUCUGA